Molecule: messenger RNA, 3339 nt
Organism: Eimeria mitis
Lineage: Eukaryota; Apicomplexa; Conoidasida; Eucoccidiorida; Eimeriidae
Exons: 10
Coding region: 1-3339 (1112 amino acids)
Source: RefSeq, a predicted model, not a curated record
AUGUUGCUUCAGCUGCUGCUGUGUCGUCGCAGAUCAAGGCAGCACGGGAUGAGGCUCCCUGCUGCUGCUGCUGCUGCUGCUGCUGCUGCUGCUGUUUGCUGCGUGUGCUUGUUGUUUGUUGCAGCAGCAGCUCCUGCUGCUGCAACUGCAGCAGCAGCUCCUGCUGCUGCAACUGCAGCAGCAGCAACAGCAGCAGUAGGCAGCACGCUUGCUGCUGCAGCAGAAACAAACAGCAGCAGCUGCUGCACCGCCUGGCUGCUGCUGCAGCCGUCUUCAUUUUGCUGCCGCUCGCGGACCGGUGCAGCAGCAGCAGCAGCAGCAGCAGCAACAGCAGCAGCAGCAGCAGCAGCAAGAGAAGAUUGCUGCCUCAACGCGUCGCUGCACGCGCCACUAUCAGUGCUGCAGCAGCUGCAGCAGCAGCAGCAGCAGCAGCAACAGCAGCAGCAGCAGCAGCAGCAGCAGCAAUUUCCAGCAGCUCCUGCUGCUGCAACUGCAGCAGCAGCAACAGCAGCACUAGGCGGUACGCUUGCUGCUGCAGCAGAAACAAACAGCAGCAGCUGCUGCAGCGGCUGGCUGCUGCUGCAGCCGUCUUCGUUUUGCUGCCGCUCGCGGAGCGGUGCAGCAGCAGCAGCAGCAACAGCAGCAGCAGCAGCAGCAGCCAGAGAAGAUUGCUGCCUCAACUCGCCGCUGCACGCGCCACUAUCUGUGCUGCAGCAGCUGCAGCAGCAGCAGCAGCAGCAACAGCAGCAGCAGCAGCAGCAGCAGCAGCAGCAGCAAUUUCGUCUGUAUGCACAUCACCCGCAGAAGAAGGGAGCCAAACACUGGAAUAGAACACGCCCCAAAAAAACGCGGCCUUCUUCAAUAAACAGCAAACCCACCCCCAACCAAAAGGACCCAACCACCUUCGCCAAUGCACCGCCAGAGUAUCUCGCUAUACCCGAUGAGGAGGGUUUGAAGGCGUUGAGUGCUGCGCCGCUGCAGAAGCUGCUGCUGCUGCUGCAGCAGCAGCAGCAGCAGUGCAGCAAAGACAGCAGCAGCUUGCUGCGGGCCCCUGUAGCAUGCGAGGUGCGGAUGCCUCGGUAUACAGCAGCAGCAGCAGCAGCAGUUGCUGCUGCUGUUGCUGCUUCAAGCCCUGGGGAAGCAGCAGCAGCAGCAGCAGCAGCAACAGAAGCAGUAGCACCAGCACUAGCAGAAGAAGCAGCAGCAUAUGCAGCAGCACUGCGAUCUGCUGCUGAGGCUGCUGCAGCAAAAGCAGCAGCUGCUGCUAAAGGGCUUGCUGCUGCAGCAGAAGGAGAAGGAAUUGCUGCUGCUGCUGCUGCUGCACUCGAUACAGCAGCAGCGCAGCAGCUGCAGCAGCUAUCCAGGGACCCGCAGCUCCACCAGCUGCUGCAGCAGCUGCAGCAACUCGCAGAGAAAAACCAUACAAAGACAACCAAGAAGCAACACCAGCAGCAGCAGCAGCAGCAGCAGCAGCAGCAGCAGCACCAUCCCCAUCAUCCCCCUCAUCCCCCUCACCAUCACCACCACCACCACCCCCAUCAGCAGCAUCAGCAGCAUCAGCAGCAGCAGCAGCAGCAGCAGCAGACCCAGCAGCAGGAGUAUCGUUGCUGCGUCUUCGUCGCGGCUGACGGUGUGUCUGCUGAGGUGCUGCUGCAGCCUGGGGCGCUGCAGCAGUUUGGUUUGCUGCGGGAUUUGCCUUUUACUUCUUUUGUGAAAAGUUAUUUACACAGACACUCGAAACCCUGGCAGCAUCCUGCUGCUGCUGCUGCUGCUGCUGCUGCAGCACGUGCUGCUGCUGCUGCUGCUGCUGCUGCUGAUGCUGCCGAGGGGAGUCCUGAUGCUGCAGAGAAGCAGCAGCAAGCGAAAGAUGCUGCUGCUGCUGCUGCAGCAGCAAGAGCAGCUCUAAGGACUGCUGCAAUACAACGCCUGCAGGAGUUGGGUUUAGUAACAGCAGAUGGUCAGCCUGAGUUGCUGCAGCUGCGAGCGAUGCAGGUAGCGCUGCAGCAGCAGCAGCAGCAGCAGCAGCAGCAGCAGAAGCUGCCUCGUUAUAUAUCUGCAGCAGAGCAGCAGCAGCUGCUGCAGCAGCAAAGGCUGCGGCCACGCUCUCGAUUCGCCCGCAUUAUAAACAGAGUCACAACGCAUGCACGUGCUGCAGCAGCAGCACUAAACCUUCCUCUUCUCGGUACCAAGAAACAAAGAAAAGCAGCAGCAGCAGCAGCAACUGCUGCUGCUGCUGCUGCUGCUGAUAUGCAAGACACAGAGGUCUUUGCUGCACCUUCACAAGUACUAAUAGGAGGCCGUCAAUGGACUGCAGCAACCCAGCAGCAGCAGCAGCAGCAGCAGCAGCAGCAGCAGCAACAGCAGCAGCAGCAGCAGCAGCAGCAGCAGCUGAGGGGACCAAUGGCCCGGGCAGCAAAGCGUAUGGAGAAGCGGCGGUUGCUGCAGCAGAAGCUGCAGCAGCAGCAGCAGCAAGAGCAGCAAGAGAGACGUCGUUUGCUGCUGCUUGCUGCUGCAGCAGGAGGAGUGUUUGAUGCUUUAGCAGCAGCAGAUUACCCUGCAUAUAAACCCCUAACCGAUCCAGCACAACUAGAGUUGUAUCUUGAGGCGGAGUACAGGCAGCAUUCGCUGCUGCGGGAUCUAACAAAAGAGCUGAAGCAGCUGCUGCAGUCGAAUGCUGCUGCACUGCAGCAGCAGCAGCAGCAGCAGCAGCAGCAGCAGCAGCAGCAGAAACCCACAGGGGUUAGGUUUUCUGCGUUUAUAACGGAGUGGAUGAAACUAUCGAAGCGUCGGCGUCGUUUGCUGCUGCAGCAGGAGCUGCGAGAGCAGCAGCUGCAGCAGCAGCAGCAGCAGCAGCCGCAGCAGGGGCGGCGUGCUCUGCGUCGGCAGCAGCAGCAGCAGCAGCAACUUGCUGCUGACCCUCGUCUCCUCCUGCGGCAGCUUCGCCGCAAAUUCGAGCUGGGGCUGCUGCCGCUGCACCCGCCUGCUGCUGCUGCUGCUGCUGCUGCUGCUCCUGCUGCUGCUCCUCCUGCUGCUCCUGCUGCUGCUGCUCCUGCUGCUGCUACUGCUGUCCUGCUGCUGCUCCUCCUGCUGCUCCUGCUGCUGCUGCUCCUGCUGCUGCUACUGCUGCUAGCUCUCUCCCCUGCAGCUCAAGAACCUUUCUGGCGGCUUCGUCGCACCACAGCCCGCUGCGGCUGCCGCUGCAGCAGCCCCAAAUUACCAGCAGCAGCAGCAGCAGCAACCGCAGAAGCAGCAGCAGCAGCAGCAGCAGCAGCAGCAGCAGCAGCAGCAGGACGCGGCAUUUCUGCUGCCCCGCGGGUGCUUUGGCUGUCCCCAGCGUAG